Molecule: messenger RNA, 2777 nt
Organism: Scleropages formosus (Asian bonytongue)
Lineage: Eukaryota; Metazoa; Chordata; Actinopteri; Osteoglossiformes; Osteoglossidae
Product: protein FAM117A-like
Exons: 7
Coding region: 303-1304 (333 amino acids)
Source: RefSeq, a predicted model, not a curated record
CUGAUCAGCUGAUCCUUAGGUCUGCUGGUUUUCUGGACCGGUUCUGGUCCGCUGAUCAGGUGAUCCUUAGGUCUGCUGGUUUUCUGGACCGGUUCUGGUCCGCUGAUCAGGUGAUCCUUAGGUCCGCUGGUCUUCUGGACCCCUGCUGAUCAGCUGAUCCCUUGGUCCGCUGGUCUUCUGCACCGGUGCUGGUCCACUGAUUUGUCCUCUGGUUCCUCUCUCUGGUAGUCCUCUGCUCCCGUGGCCUGGUUGUCUCCUGGUCCAUUGGCCUUGUGGUCAGUGGCGCGAUUGGACCCCGGAGGAUGUCGUGCCGAGGUGGCGCGGGGAUGGUCCGCGGUGGCCCCUCUGCUCUUCAGCCCCUCAAGGCUACGGUUCCCUUCCAGCUGCAUAGCAAAACACAAGUGGUGCUGAAGGAUGCCAAAACAGCUGAGAAAGCAAAAUCGCUGCCCCCGAAGUCGAGCAUCCGCCGCACGUUGUCCUUGGACACGGUGGUCAUCGGACCUUACCUGCAGGGCCAGUGGCCCAAGGAGCUGGAGCAGCAGCAAGGGCUCGAUUACGUGAAUGACAAAGCGACACAGACACCCAGCUCAUGGUCAGAAGAGACCCAGGACAGAAGAGGGUGUGGGAGGCACAAGCGCUCUGCAUCGUGGGGCAGCGCAAGGCACCUGAGGGAGACACUACCAGUUCCCAUCCUCCAAACAGCCCUGAGCCGGCUGACCCUGCGCCACAGUGUGGAAGCCCUCAACCAGGAGCUGGAGGGGGUCUUUGUGUGCGAGAUGCCUGAGGAGCGGCACAAGUUUCUGGAGGUCCCCGAUGGCCACAGGGCUCCGGUACCAGCUCAGAGGUGCAGCACUGGCUUGCAGAGUGACCCAUCCCCCGUCCUCCUGUCCUCAUCUCCGUCUCCCUUUGCUCUGGGAGAAGUGCCUUCAGAUCUGGACAGAGAGCUGUUGGGUCGCAGCACCGCAGAACCCUCUUUCCUGCUUCUGUCGUCCUCUCCACGUCCCAACAGGAGCUACUCCUUUCAGAGGGAGCCCCCCGAGGGCUGCGAGAGGGUGCGAGUGUCUGAGGAAUCCCCCUCUGCCUGUCUAGGCCAGUCCCCCUUCCCAUUGUCCUGCCCCGAUCCUAAUAAGGUGAAUUUCACACCGCGCAGCGGCUCUGCCUUCUGCCCCGUCAGCCUUCGGAAGCCCCUGCUGCCCUCCGUGGACUUCCUGUUGCGCAACCUGUCCGUGCCCCCUGUGACGGGUGGCUCCGCACAGAGCGUCGGGCCCUACCUGCCUGCUGACAUGCCUGCCAUGAAAACAUGAACAAUGAAAGCCCCUGAUGGCGGGAGGGCUCGAGGCCCACCAGGUCUCAAAACAUUCUUCCUGUCUCUUUGGUUACACUAAGAAGUGUACUGGGGGUGUAAUGGAAACCAAAGAAAUGACUUGGAAGGCAUUGCUUUUUUCCGAGUGCCUUCGGGGUACAAGUUCUGUGGUUUAAGUUCCCGACAGGAAACGGUCACGUGGCUGUUUCUUGAUCCCGUUGCUCCGAACAGCUCAGAUGCUGGGGCUGAAUCAUGACAGUAGCUGAGAACGAUAUUCCACAUUAAGGGAUUUCAUCAUACGCAUCCUCAGUGCGUUUUUCAUUUCCCAGCAUCCCGUGCCGUCCCUCGUAUAGUGCCUUUUAACACUUCCGGCAGUAGUACCAGAAGUAACGCAUCUGUGAAUAUCAGAAUGAAAGAUCUUGUGAUGUUUACUUUAGGAGCUGAGAAGUAGCCAGUUACAACUCCCCAAAGUAUAAAAAGGUAAGUGGCACUUGCAGGGAAAACAAAGUUAAAAUCAAUAGUUUAACAUUGUAGAGUAACACAACUGACACAGUAGGACUAAUAUUGUAACUAAUUCAUAGGUUUGUUACACAUUUAAUGUUAAUUAUGCAGUAUGGGGAAAUGCAUAAUUUGGACUGCUUUUUCUAAUUAUAUUUUGGACUUGCACUGGUACAGUUGGCCUAACCAGUGACCUGAUAGGAAUUUUUUUUUGUAGAAAGGAAGUGAAUAGUGGAUUGUGAUGUCACACUAUUCUUUACAAUUAGUUUAUAUUACAGUUGUAUGUAGCUAAUAUGUAAACAUUUCAUAUUUUCAGAUGAAAGUAAGCAGGACCCUUUUUCCCCUUCAACUGAAAAAAGAAAAGGGGAUAAUAGCAGGUUAUGCUAUAAUAUUGCUUUUUUUAAUUAUUUUAUUUAAACAUGUGUGAGUGCCGUAAACAGUUGGUCCCUUUGGCCUUGUGAAAGUACAGACUGAUUUGUUUAGCAAUUGGAGUGGGAAGAGGUUUCCUCUUCUGUGGUCUGGCUGUGUCCAGUCCCUCUCCUGGGCUGGGUUCAAGUGACCAGUGAACUUGAGUGUCAUUUUUCAGGUACUUUACUGUGUUGUACUUCACACCCCUUCCCUGGAUCUUGUCCUCAUCGGUUUGUGAGUGUAAAUCACUAUUGAUUCGUGAAAUAUUCUGCUUAAAUGUCAGAACACUUGUAUUUCAAGUAGGGAUUGUUUUUAAAACAUCUUAUGUUUGCACAAUAAGCCAUGCUGAGUCAACGGCAUAAUGUUGACUUUAACAAUGGAAUUCGAUGGAGAUAAUUGCAGUUCAGUGAUUGUUGCUACAUAAGCUAAUAAACAUUAGUGUUCCUUUUUUUAAAGGAAUAUUUUUUUUAAACUGUUUGCUGUUUCCUCAUCUGCACAUUUCACCAUGUUGAAAUCAGAAGUUCAGGUGACUGAGUCAGUACUUUUUUUUUUUUUUUUCUUGCACCCC